UCCGGUUCACUACUGGGGAUAGAAUUCCUGCAGGUUGUCGAUUGAUGAAUGUAAACUGUCAAGAGAAAAAAGUGUACAGUGGAGGGAUGAUUACAGGGCAUACAUAUUAAAUCACUUCUUCUCUCCAAUAUAUGCAAGGCUGUCGAUCUGGAAAUUGACGAAUCCAACUUGACGGGCGAAAAUAAGCUGAGACGAAAGCACACUAAUGCCAUCAAUACAAAUAGCUAUGCCGAGCUUGCUCUAUCCGAACGCGACAAUAUCGCAUUUGUGAGAACCUUGGCUCGCAACGGUUAUGGAUCCGGGUUGAUUGUUGCUACGGGCAAAAGCACCGAGUUUGGACAAGUGUUUGAAUUGAUGCAGCAAGUCGAGAAUCGCAAAACGCCGCUUCAGGUUGAUAUGAACGAACUUGGUAAACAACUGUCAAUCUUGUCGUCUGGCAUCAUUAUCGUCACUGCCCUUAUUGUUCUGAUCCAAGGACGACAUUGGCUUGAAAUGUUCACAAUUGGAGUCAGUCUCGCUGUUGCUGCUAUUCCAGAAGGCUUGCCAAUCGUUGUCACCGUUACUUUGGCACUGGGUGUACUGCGCAUGGCCAACAGAAAGGCCAUUGUCAAACAACUUCCAUCCGUCGAAACACUGGGCUCUGUCAACGUAGUGUGUGCAGACAAGACAGGAACAUUGACUAGAAAUCAGAUGACGGUGACCAAAGUGUUUACCAUUGAUGAUGAAAAGACGUUUGAUUACGAGCACAAUGCACCGAGCAAACUCAGCGCAGCACUGCAUCAAACACUGCGGAUAGGCAACUUGUGUAACAAUGCUUAUGUUGGCGAGGAUGGCAAGUACAUUGGUCAGCCAACCGACAUCGCUCUCUUGGAAGUCAGCGUUCGUAGCGGUCUGAAGGAUGACCGUGAGAACUUUGAGCGUGUUGAAGAACUUCCCUUUAAUUCGGACCAGAAGUUCAUGAUGGUCAAAUGUGAGGACAAGCGUACCAAGGAAUCAGCCUGUUAUUUCAAGGGUGCUACCGAGAUUAUCCUUGAAAAGUGUAGUACAUUCUACGAGUCUGACGACACGAAGCACCCACUAACGGCUGAUAUUAAGGAGAUGGUUCUGCAGCAUGUAGCAGCCAUGAGCUCUCACGGUCUUCGCGUCAUCUCCACUGCCUUUGGAACCAAUCCCAAGGAGCUGUCGCUUACUGGCUUCCUUGCUGUUCAUGAUCCACCACGUGCUGGUGUCGCAGAUGCUAUUCGGGACUUGCGCCAGGGCGGGGUUUCUGUCGCCAUGAUUACCGGUGAUUCCGAAGCGACCGCCAUGUCGAUUGCCCGUAAGCUUGGCAUUCCGCUAAACACAGCCAAGUCAAGCUGCUUGACUGGACGCGAUAUCGAAGCAAUGAGCGAGCGACAAUUGCAAGAAUGAUCGGAACCGUAUCUGUGUUUGCUCGCAUGACGCUAAUGCACAAUUAAUCGGCUAUCGUCAAGGCAUACCAGGCCAAGGUGCUGUUGUUGUUGCCACGCGGGCCGAUGAUAUUGUCAGCAGUUGCAAUGCAACAAAAGCAAGCGUUUUUUAUGACAUCAAAUCUUAUGGAAUUCGCACGAAAAUGCAACUACCGUCACCCAAGUCAAACAUAAAUUCUUGAUCUUGAAGACGAUCAUU
Zychaea mexicana is the source of this 1647-nucleotide messenger RNA. RefSeq names its product P-type ATPase. The transcript has 5 exons. The record is from RefSeq and is a predicted model, not a curated record. The coding region runs from base 355 to 1410 and encodes 351 amino acids. Gene Ontology annotation, cellular component: endoplasmic reticulum; plasma membrane; Golgi membrane. Gene Ontology annotation, molecular function: ATP hydrolysis activity; ATP binding; P-type calcium transporter activity. Gene Ontology annotation, biological process: intracellular calcium ion homeostasis; calcium ion transmembrane transport; manganese ion transport. Lineage: Eukaryota; Fungi; Mucoromycota; Mucoromycetes; Mucorales; Lichtheimiaceae.